AUGUGUUGUGAAGAUAAUAAAACAAAUAUUAAGGAAUAAUAACUAUAAUUGAAAUAAGAAUAGAAAAAUAUUAAAAUAGUAGUUUUAGGAGAUAGUGGAGUUGGUAAAACAAGUCUUAUUCAGAGGUUUUGUUUUGAUACUCUAUCAGAAAAAGAAUAAACUACCUUAGGUGUAGCUUAUUAGAGCGCUUAGAUUGUGAUUAAGGGUUCAGUUUUAAAACUGCACAUCUGGGAUACAGCCGGAAGUGAGCGAUAUCGAUCUUUGGCUCAGUUGUGUUAUAGAGAUGCUAAUGCAGCUAUAUUGGUGUAUAAUAUUACAAGCAGAUAAUCAUUUGAAUAGGUGUAUUAUUGGGAGAAGGAAUUAUUAGAGAGAUAUAAUGUAAGUAGUUUAGAUUUGAGUAUUGGGCUGGCAGGAAACAAAAGUGAUUUGAAUUAAGAGAGAGCAGUCUUUAAAAACGAAGCUUAGAUUUAUGCUAAACAGCAGGAUUUCGUAUUUUAUGAGACAUCUUCAAAGACUGGGGAAGGAAUACAAAUGCUAUUUACAGAAGUAAUAGAAAGAUAUUUAAGAUAAAAAUAAUAAUGA
Molecule: messenger RNA, 582 nt
Organism: Paramecium tetraurelia
Lineage: Eukaryota; Ciliophora; Oligohymenophorea; Peniculida; Parameciidae
Exons: 3
Molecular function (GO): GTPase activity; GTP binding
Source: RefSeq, a predicted model, not a curated record